AUGAUUGCCCUAACUCUCCUCGCCUUUGACCAACACCUCCACCCUUUCGAUGACAGCCUUAAAGCUCACUUCAAUACCUCAAACCUCGAUCCUCCCUGGACUAAUCCGCUGCUUAUAUCACACCAGAUUACCACUCCUGGAACUUCAACUGAUUCCUUCAAAGCCACGUAUCCGAUUCACCAAAGAUUAAUCUCGAUGAUCGAGAGUAUCCCUGCUGCUGAUGCUGACCUAGUCGAGCUAAGCAAGAUGUCACGUAUCCUGCGUCCACGACGGCUUCCCAUCGAUGGACCUCACCGAGCAACCUCUUACGACUCUUUUCCUGAAACCCCCGCUCAAGAAUCUGCUCGAGAAUCAAGACUCCCAAUUCUUCUGCUCCCCAUUCUUCCGUACCAAUUGAAUUACCUUUAUCAACCGUACCAUUUCUAUCACUUCUACUCCUUAUAUCAAUCUAAUUCUAAUAACCAACCCCUUCCACUUCAAAACUUUCACCGCUCAUACCAAUUUUACCAAAUUAUUGUGUCGCUUAUCUGUUUUGCUAUGUCUUCUGGAACCGAAUCCAACGAUCAAUUAGAACAUAUGGUUUCACCGUUCCCGACUCAGACCGAAACCCAAUCCACUCAACCUGUUCCCGCUGAAACCGAAGAUGUUACUGUAGCCGACGAUGUUAAUGAAUCGAACCACACAUCUUCCAAAACCAAGAAAAAGCGAAAUCGCCCCAAGAAAACCGGCAAAAAAUUCAAGACUCCUAUCCCCAGUAGUGGCGAAUUGAAAACCUUCAUUGAUCAUGGAACGACUUGCAACAGCGAAGGCUAUCCUAUCUAUCCCAACGGUGAUACGGUCUUUGUCCGAGAACCUUUAGACGAUAUCACCAAUUUCGGUCAUAUUGCUUAUCCUCACACUCAAAAGAACCACGGCUCAAAAGACUCCUCAGCAUGGAAAACGACGUGGUACACUUGCCUUGGGGUGUUACAUUGCGACGACGACUUUUGCGACUACGCCGCCCCGCCACCAACGGGUGAAGGAAAGGCAGCCGAACUCAUAGAGGACCACCCGACUUGCCCUGCGGACGCUUGCAAUGGCCAGCACUUAUGGACUCAAUGCCCAACCACCAGCUGCCGAAUUGAUAUCGAGAAGGCAAGUGGCUGGGCUGUUCUUCGGCACUUGGGCACUCACAACCACGUGUGGCCUACGUCGAAGAAGGCUGACCCGUUAGCCAUGCGCACCCUCACGAUCGAGCUGGUGAAGAACCCUAAGGUUGGCCCGUUGGUCCUCAAGGUCGGCCAGGCAGGUGCCGGCCAAACGGUGACGCCUCCCGUCACCGAUAUCCACCCGGCUUUCUCUAACGGAGGGCGACUGGGGUACUUACGCCGAAAGGUCCUUGUCGAGAAGGGAUUGAUGCCCGAAAAAGAAAGCAAAGGGGGUGGUGAUCGCCUUAUCAUGGACCUCAUGCACUGGGGCAGCGACGUCCACAUCAACUUCCAAUCCGAGUGGAUGGCCGAGCAACUGGUCCAACGGGACCAGUUCGGGAAGGUGUAUUCAGGAGGUUUACUCUCGGAUGUGACGUACCGGUUCUUCAAGAACGGGUACCUCCUGACUACUUCCAUGUACUGCCAACUCAUGCAUCGAUGGAUUCCCAUCCAGCUCACUUGGAUGUGGGGUCUUGACGUGGCCCACUAUCGAUCCCAUUUUGUCACCCUCCUGAAUCAAAUCAAAUCGGCCGAACUCACCUAUCAUGAACGGGACCUCAUGGUUCAACAAGUCGUUGACUUUUCUGUUGCCCAGAAGAAGGGCUUCAUUGCGGCAUACAUGGAAGUGUUCAACGAGAUUGACCCAGCAAAAGCGUUGGACAAGCUCAAGGGAUGUCAUGAACAUUAUCGUCAGUCUAUAACUCGGGUCAAAAAAAAUCGCAACAUCGUUGAUGCGAGUCAAGUUGCCUACUUCGAAAAGUUGGCUCUCAAUUUGCUAGAACCCGAUAUGCCUGGUGGCCUGGAUUUAGGCGAGAAAUUUGAUCAAAUCGGACGCCUCUUCCCCAAAGCCAAAGCGUGGUUAGACUGGUGGAAUACGUCCGAUAUACACGCUAUGCUCUUCUGUGCACGCAAACGUUUACCACUGGACGACCCUCCUCUCCCUGGUACCGAAGGCGAAGAUGAACUGCCGGACACCACCAAUGGCCAGGAGAGUAUGCACCGUCAAUACUACAUUCUUUCGACUACAACCUACUUCGCCGAGGAAUCCCUGUGA
Molecule: messenger RNA, 2241 nt
Organism: Melampsora larici-populina 98AG31
Lineage: Eukaryota; Fungi; Basidiomycota; Pucciniomycetes; Pucciniales; Melampsoraceae
Exons: 6
Coding region: 1-2241 (746 amino acids)
Source: RefSeq, a predicted model, not a curated record